Molecule: messenger RNA, 1464 nt
Organism: Colletotrichum higginsianum IMI 349063
Lineage: Eukaryota; Fungi; Ascomycota; Sordariomycetes; Glomerellales; Glomerellaceae
Product: Major facilitator superfamily transporter
Exons: 6
Coding region: 1-1464 (487 amino acids)
Biological process (GO): transmembrane transport
Molecular function (GO): transmembrane transporter activity
Source: RefSeq, a predicted model, not a curated record
AUGGCGGGGUUGAUUUGCACCGCCAUGAUGAUGUGCAAUUUCCUGGCAGCCGGCCCCUCGAUAGCGUUGCUGGAGGCAGCUUUGGAGUUCUUCCCCGCAGCGGCCACCGACAACGACGUCCUCACUCUGGCAAUCGCACAGACUGCAUACUUCUUCACGACGACGGCGCUGCUACAGGGCGUGGGCAACUUCUUCUGGGUGCCCAUAGCCAACAAGUUCGGCCGGCGGCCAGUCUACAUCGCGAGCUACUCCAUUUAUUUUGCAUGCACGAUCUGGCUCAUCUUUGACCACACCUACGGUGGCUUCCUGGCUGGUCGAAUCCUGAUGGGAUUCGGAGCCGGGGCGGCAGAGACCAUUGCCCCUAUCUCCAUUGCCGAUGUCUUCUUUCUGCAUGAAAGAGGAACCAUCAUGGCGUUGUACACCGCGUUCCUCUCGGCAGGAGUUGGCUUCGGACUGGUCAUUUCUGGGCUUGUCACGAUCAACCAUGACUGGAGAGUAAUCUACCAAGUUACUGCCGCCUUGGUCGGAGCCGUGCUUCUUCUCGCCUUCUUCACUUUUCCCGAGACGGCAUACGAGCGAGACGAUGCGAGCGCCUGGAACCGCCUUGGCUCGCUGGGCGGGAGCAAGCCCGGGUCCAUGGGGUCAGAGACAGAGCUCUCCCGCCCCGCGAGGGAUUUGCCAGAACCUGCGAAACAGACAUACCUAACGUCCCUGAAGCUUUUCAACAAGACCCUGACGCAAGAGAGCCUGCUGAAGCUCGCCCUGCGGCCGUUGGGCCUGAUCAUCCUCCCACCUGUUUUGUGGGCGGCGCUGGUGCAGGCUGUGACGGUUGGUUUCCUCGUGGCCGUGACUUCAAACGCGGGGUCCGCAUUCUACACAGCAUAUGGCUUCGAUUCUUGGCAGAUUGGUCUCUGUUUCAUCGCUGGUAUUAUCGGUGCUCUUCUCGGAAUUCCGGCCGGGGGCCACCUGGGCGACAUGGUUGCCGACUGGUUCACCAGACGAAAUGGAGGCAUUCGGGAUCCGGAGAUGCGACUUCCUGGCAUGAUCAUUAGCCUGGUCACGACGCCGCUGGCAUUGGUAUUGUACGGCGUCGGCAUCGAGAACCAGCUGCAUUGGAUCUGUCCCACUAUCGGCAUUGGUCUUUUGACCUUUUCGAUAUCUCAGGGGACAAAUAUCUGUCUCGUAUACGUGAUUGACGCCUACCGGCCGGUGGCGGGCGAGAUCACGCUGGCCGUCAUGGGCUUCAAGUCAAUCUUUGGCUUCCUGUUGUCCUUCUACACCAACACUUGGGUCGAAGAGGCAGGUUACGAAAACGCUUUCGGCGCCAUGGCGGGUAUCGCAUCCGCUGUGCUGGUCAUGUGGGUGCCACUGUUCGUUUGGGGCAAGACGAUACGACACGAGUCGUGGAAGUGGCGGAUCGUCCGGUAUGUCCAUUGGAACGAAGACAGGGAGGUUGGAGAAUGA